Coregonus sp. 'balchen' is the source of this 23045-nucleotide messenger RNA. The record is from the annotation of a GenBank genome assembly. Lineage: Eukaryota; Metazoa; Chordata; Actinopteri; Salmoniformes; Salmonidae.
AUGCACCCCAUAGCCAGCCCGAAGCUGAUGACACUACAGGUGGCGGCUUCUAUCAGCACUGCCGGGGACUUCUCGCUGGGUUGCUCGGGUUACACUGGCGCACGGUUGGGCCGAGGCAGCUAUGGAGCUCUCGGCCGCAGUCAUCGUCCGGGGUUUAGUAUACCAAGAGGAAGGCUGGCCGGAGUCAAGCCGAGUCAUGUCCACACACCUAGGAGAAAAUGCCCUCAGAACGGUAAGUAGUUGAUGCUUUAUUAGUUAUGCUUACUUAAAUCUGUUUUUAGUUUGGGUACGGUGAAGAAACCCAUAGUGGCGCGUAUGAUUUUACAUGUCUAAAGUGUAUGCAAAUAGAUUAUACAAAGGGGUAGGCGUUUAAAACAUGUUUCUUAAAGAGGUAGUCAAUUUCUUCUCAACCAUGAGGCAUGCGUGCAAUUAAUCUGUGCAGUUAAAUGAAUAAUCAUCCAAAUCCACAAAUUCCUGAUUUACAUUGUUAAAUAAUGCAUGUGAGUUGGGACGCAAUUUAUGGAAAACUGCAGUUAAAGUCGACUACAAACACCCAAUGCAAUGCUGUCUCUAGUAGUUCCACACAAUAGUCGAUAUCCAAAUGAGAAGUAGUUAGUACAGUUUAUUUCAGGGAUUUUACAACUAGCUAUCAAUGUGGGCGUUAGGAUCUCUCCAUAUUCAACCUGGUAGAGAUCGCAUUUCUAUCUCAAAGCUAUGCGAGUCCUGUUGCUAUGGCAACGGUCAAGGGCCCUGUUAGCCUGCAACCUAUAGAACCCCGUUUGGAGUUAGCAACUUCUGGGGUAUCUAGCUAGCUUAAGCUUGGUACCUAGCUAGCACCAAAUGCAACCAGCCUGAAAACAAUGACCAGUAGAAACUGCAGUUAUUUUCAAUAUUCUCAGCAAUGAUUUCGGAAUCAACGUGAGUAAGUAUUAGCUAGGUAGCCACUCGUUGUUCUCCUAAUGAAAUAACUAGCUAGCCAGCCCAAAACUAAAGUUAUAAACAACCAGCUAGCUUCAUCUGGCUGGUAUGGUUUGACUGGACCGGAUUAUGUGUUGUGAAACUAGCCACAGUAGUGGCAUUUGCGUUUCGCCUGAAAAUAAAAGGCCCUCAUUUGAUAGUGAUGCAGAAGGUUAGAAUUGGCGGAAUCAUGCUAUAUAUAUAUAUAUAUAUAUAUAUAUGACAUGACUAGAUCAUGUUAAACAAGGAUGAAAUGGGGUACCAGUCUACUCGGUGACACCCACAGAACACAACUGUGAAGAGUUUACCCAAAUAUUAGUGUCGUAGCUCUUAUUGCGGGAUUUUGACUGUGGGAAAUCACCUCCCAGUCAGCCUAUUGACAUAUUGCACUGUACAGCCUUACCUAAGGAUUGGGGAUCAAUGAAAUGGGGUGUCGGUCUACUCAGUACCCAAGUGUUUUUUCCCCCAAAGAAGUCCUCAGUUAUCAGGCUCCAAAACAUCCAGGUUGUAUUGUUUUUCCUCUGCAAUUGUGUUAAAUACACAUAGUAGGUUGACUAGUACAAUAAAUGUGGCUCAAUUCACAGUGGUUUCAGAGUCCCGCAAUAAGAGCUAUGACAAUGUUCUCUGGGUGUCAGAGUAGACUGAUACCCCAUGUCUGCUAAAUGGCAUAUUAUUAUUAUAUUGUUGAUCCACAAUCCAUAGGAAACAAGUAUGCCCCCAAUGCAGUUCUAAAGUCUAAUACAUCCAGUGUGAUUUCAUCAGAUUUUUGUCAAAAUAACAAGUUAUUGUAUUUUGUUGAAUUUAUAUAAGAACAUUCCUACCUCGUUUAGCACGAUAUAUUCCAUUAUGGCAUUAUUCCACUAUUUGUAUUAAUUUGCAUCACUUUCAUUGAGGUUUAUUUUGAAGGCGAACCACAAAUUCCGCUAUUGUGGCUAAUCCUAAUUGUGGCUAGCUUCACGUUGGUGGGUCCGACCACCAUUAAUCAAAUAAAUACUGUUUUAUAAAUUAGGGGUGUUUUUAGAUUAUGACACCUAGCUAGAAAGUUAGCUAACUAUAGCUACUGAAACAACAGUUGUUUUGCUAUGUUUUUGGGGAAGAAUAUUGUUUGCAUCCAUCAACUAGCUAGCUUUUUUAUGACCACUGUCCAGAGCUUGGGGAAGUGUCUUUACCCACAUCAUAGCAUACGUUUCGGUGAAUCGUUGUGACAUGAAAUACGAGGUGAUGGUGUAAUCAAUGUGUAAUAACUACGUAAAUGAAUGAACGUGUUAAAUGAUUGUGACGUGGACUCAUCUUCAGGUCCUGAUGGGGUCAACAAGCUUGUAGAAAAAACGAAGCAAGGGAAGCGCUGCAAGGUACACAAUAGUCGAUUUUGGUUGACAGAAGGCGCUCUUUGGUAAAUCGGUCAUCAAAAAGGAGCACCAAGGCACUCUUAAAUAUAAUUAAUUAAAAUGCCUUUAUUUGUAUGGCAUGUUCAAUGGAAACAACUUUUUUUUUUUUUUUUUUUACUCCGACGCGUUUCGGUUGCAUGGCCUUCGUUAGGGAUUACAAAAAUAUGAUAAUACAAUGUCCUCUUGAACAGAUUUUUCCAAUCAACCCAGAUUAGAAGAGGGAAUGGUUACAGAAUUCAUUGGACAACACCUAGUAAGCAAUACUAUACCCAUUUAAAAAAGUGAAAUACUGUAGAUAUGUUAUCAAAAAAAUAGAGGAAUCAGAACCCCCAGAAAGGUAGUUCUAACCUUGAACAUGACCGGGCAAAGUGUUAAGAACAGGAGAGCCAUUUACAUUUUAGCAGACGCUCCUAUCCAGAGCGAUUUACAUGAGCAAUUAGGGUUAAGUGCCUUGCUCAAGGGCACAUCGACAGAUUUUUCACCUAGUCGGCUCGGGGAUUAGAACCAGCGACCUUUCGGUUACUGGCACAACGCUCUUAACCACUAAGCUACCUGCCGCCCAUCCAUUCUAUAGUACACUAGAGCACAGCAAACAUGGACCAAAACGGUCCAAACAUAGCGGAGGGCAACAGCACAAAGAGCCAAUGAAUUCUGUAACCGUUCCCUCUUCUAAUCAGGGUUCAUUGGAAACAUCUGUUCAAAAGAGGACAUUGUAUUAUCAUAUUUUUGUACUCCGAAGGCCAUGCAACCGAAACGCGUCGGAGUAAAAAAACAACAACCGGUGUUUCCAUUGAACAUGCCAUACAAAUAGUCAUUUAUAUUAAUUAUAUGAAUAGUGCCUUGGUCCUCAUGAUGGGCAACAAGCUUAGUUGACGUGUAUCUUUUUUGAGACGCAAAGACGCAAAUGGCGUCCCAUAGCAACCGUUCUUACAGUGCCUCACUUGCCUGCAAGCGGGGAGACAGGAGAACCGCUUUGCGCAAUGGGAGUUGAAGUCAUUAAGGAUAUUAAUCUGAUGGUGCACUUUAAGGACAUUUUAACAUAAUAAAACUUAGUCCUGAGGAUAUAGACAGAUGGUUUAUGUUCUAGACAACUAUGCCCAUCCCCUAUCUCCAGUGAGGAUAACCUUAUGAUGACGUUUCACGUCACAUUUCAAUUAUAGGGUGGAAUAUCCCUUUAAGGGCAAGGCAUGUUGCUUUGUUUUGAGCCAGCUGGCCGUCUGACAGUCCAUUAUAUGUAUGUCCAGAGCAAAUCUAUAUCACUGCUUCCCAAAUGUCACCAUUUUCCCUGUGUAGUGCCCGUAGGGUUCUGGUCUAAAGUAAUGCACUCAUGAAUAGGACCUAUUUGCCCCUUGGGGAGUCUGCUGUAGAGCACUGACCCCAUUUCAUUAGCCACCAGCUAGCCAGACUACCUAUUACACACUGGUAAUGUUUCACGAUGAGAUGGGGUACACUGUAGUUAGAUGGGGUACACUGUAGUUAGAUGGGGUACACUGUAGUUAGAUGGGGUACACUGUAGUUUAUUGCUUGGCCUUAGCUAACGGAGCCAUGGAGCCAUGCCAUCGUGGAACGCUCUGCCACCAGCGGUUACUCAGGCAAAAAGCAAGCUUAGCUUGAAAAAAACACGUAUUUUUACCUAUCACAGCACCUCUCCUCAAUCUUAAGAUCUAAUUCAACUGUACUGUAUAUAAGAAUAUGAUUAUGCAUAUAUGAAAAGUGUGUAAAUUUUGUCUCUUGGUGUCUUUCCAAUAACUUAUUUUAUUUGGACUUUAAUGUCAUCUUAUGUUCUUGUCUAUAACUGUUCUGUACUUUCAUGUAUUUUUUUUUUUUUAUGUGGACCCCAGGAAGAGUAGCUGCUGCGUGUGCAGUAGCUAUUGGGGAAUCCCAAUACACUCAAUUAAACACCUGUAGUGUGAUUGAAUCAUCUACUAUGCUGGUUCCACUUUCUUCACAUCUUACAGCUGAAUACCACAGCAUGCCUUUUUAUUUUGAAAUUCUAGACUCCAGGGACGGGAAGGAUUCCAACUGGAAUGUGGAGGGGUAAGUAACGUUAAGUGUACAAGAGAAUGUGUAUACGUCCCAAAUGGCACCCUAUUCCCUAUAUAGUGCACUACUUUAGACCAGAGAAUGGCACCCUAUUCCCUAUAUAGUGCACUACUUUGGAUGGGCCCUGGUCAAAAGUUUCAAGUUUUAAUGUCACAUGCACAAGUACAGUGCAAUGCAUUCUUAAACUCAAAACCCAACAAUGCAAUAAUUAAUACAAUGUAUUACUAGAAAAAAACACACAAGAAUAGGAAAUAUGAAAUACACAAUUAAGUAAGUAAUCAUACUAUAUACAGGAACUACUUAAAGUGUGUUCUAAUACUGUAUUUACAUGUGCAGGGAUACUGUAGUGAUGGGGGUAGAUAUGUAUAGGGGUAAGUGCACUAUAUAGGGAGUAGGAUGCCAUUUGGAAUGCACACUCAGGUUAGCUAUAUUAGUUGGCACUACUCCAUUCAGUUGAAUGAAUGUUAAUUUGUGGCCUCCUAUUGAAUGUUAUUUACAUGUUGUUCAGGUCUACUUCCUCUUUCCUGGGCAGAGAGGUGUCUCCUUUGUCCCAACUUGACUCCUCAGAUAAUAACUACCCUGAGAAAGACCUCUGUGGGAGACACUUUCUGUUUGAUAAUAAAUGGAAGAAUGACAGCAGGAUGUAUCCCAAGUAUGAUUUCAGAGGUAUUUGUUUAUUUUUUCCAAUUUAAUUAUUACUGUAAGGUCGUACAGUAGUGAAGGCGCAGUUUGGUUGUUGGACACGUGUGACUACAGUGUGUCACCAGUAGAUGGCGACCUCAGCAUUUGUAUUUUUUUUCAACGGCCAAGCUAUUGAAAUGAUCAGGCUUGGUUGCCUGCUAUUCAAAUAAGAACAUUAGCUAGCAGCAGUCCUUUUGUGUGUAAAUGUUUCUAGGCACUUAUUUGUAGCUGCAACAUCCACGUCAAACUGAGGCUUUACCUUCUAUAUGAGCCAGUGUUGUUUUCAAUUUCCACACAAUCUUGUUGACAUAUUCUCUUAGUAAAGCUUACUUUUUAAAAUGAUAUUUCCCCCCUAGAUGAGCGUCCCCUGAAGCCCAGCGGCUCCAUCCCUCCCCUGCCCAGAGAAUACCAGACCCACCGGUCGGGCCAACUCCACCACUAUACCCUUCGCAAGGAGCUUUCCCACGCCCCUGCUCGCCCCUGUGCCUUUAGGUAAGCAGACCCCGCUUGGCCUUCGGGUAACUAAGCAGCUCAUCCUGAUUAUUUCUUCCCCGCCAUUAAUCCAGCACUGUGUCUCUACUGUCGAUAAAUGCCAGAGUCGGACUCAGCCGUGUUUAGAAUGAAACGGGCCCCAACUGCCUAGGGGGCCCACAGAGACAGUUUUUAACGCAAAUGAAAAACUAACACUAAUUACCUGAAAUUAAAAUGACUAAAAUGUAAAUGUGCGGUGUUAGGGUGUUGAUGGUGGGUACCUUUGCCCUCCAGCUCUUAUGAGGCGUAUGAGCUGAAGUCAUUUCCUGCCAUCCUGUUGCCAGCUGCAGCCUCGCUCAAUGGAAGAAACCCCUUCUCAACAGAAGGCUACAAGAACAGGUACCAGAGGAUUGUUAUUGCACCAUCACAGUAUUAUAGCUACAUUAUGUCUACACCCUAUUGCCUUUCAAAAGUAUUCACACCCCUUAUCUAUUUACACAUUUUGUUGUGUUACAGCCUGAACUUAAAAUGGAUUAAAUUGAGAUUUUGUGUCACUGGCCUACACACACUACCCCAUAAUGUCAAAGUGGAAUUUAUGUUUUGAGAAAUGUUUACAAAUUAUGCUGAACAAAAAUAUAAACGCAACAUGUAAAGUGUUGGUCCCAUGUUUCAAGAGCUGAAAUAAAAGAUCCCAGAAAUGUUCCAUAUGCACAAAAAGCUUAUUUCUCUCAAAUGUUGUGCACAGAUUUGUUUAUCCCUGUUAGUGAGCAUUUCUCCUUUGCCAAGAUAAUCCAUCCUCCUGACAGGUGUGGCAUAUCAAGAAGCUGAUAAAACAGCAUGAUCAUUACACAGGUGCACCUUGUGCUGGGGACAAUAAAAGGCCACACUAAAAUGUGCAGUUUUGUCACACAACACAAUGCCACAUGUCUUAAGUUUUGAGGGAGCGUGGAUUUGGCAUGCUGACUGUAGGAAUGUCCACCAGCACUGUUGAGUGUUUAAAAAAAAAAGUUAAUUUCUGUACCAUUUGGCAUUAUGUCCAACCGGCCUCAAAACCGUGUAACCACGCUAGCCCAGGACCUCCACAUCCAGCUUCUUCACCAGCGGGAUCAUCUGAGACCAGCCACCCGGACAGCUGAUGAAACUGAGGAGUAGUUCUGUCUGUAAUAAAGCCCUUUUGUGGGGGAAAAACCCAUUCUGAUUGGCUGGGCCUGGCUCCCCAGUGGGUGGGCCUAUGCCCUCCCAGGUCCACCCAUGGCUGUGCCCCUGCCCAGUCAUGUGAAAUCCAUAGAUUAGGGCCUCAUUUAUUUCAAUUGACUGAUUUCCUUAUAUGAAUUUUAACUCAAUAAAAUUGUUGAAAACGUUGCAUGUUGCGUUUAUAUUUCUGUUCAGUAUAAUUACAAAUUUAAAAGCUGAAAUGUCUUGAGUCAAAGGAUUCAGCCCCUUUUGUUUUGGCAAGCCUCAAUAAAUUCAGGAGUAAGAAUUUGCUUGGACUCACUCUGUGUGCAGUAAUAGUGUUUAACAUGAUUUAUUGACUACCUUGUCUCUGUACCCCACACAUACAAUUAUCUGUAAUGCCCCUCAGUCGAGCAGUGAAUUUCAACCACAAAGACCAGGGAGGUUUUCCAAUGCCUCGCAAAGAAGGUAGAUUGGUAGAUGGGUAAAAAAAAAAAAGAUAUUGAAUAUCCCUUUGAGCAUGGUGAAGUUAUUAAUUACACUUUGGAUGAUGUACUGAUCAAUACACCCAGUCACUAUAAGGAUACAGGUGUCCUUUCUAACUCAGUUGCCAGAGAGGAAAGAAACCGCUCAGGGAUUUCACCGUGAGGCCAAUGGUGACUUUUAGAACAGUUUUCGCCUAUAACAACCAUUAAACUCUGUAACUAAGGAUGGAUAAACACCAUUGUAGUUACUCCACAAUACUAACUUAAAUGACAGUGAAAAGAAGGAAGCCUGUACAGAAUAAACAAUAUUCAAAAACAUGCAUCCUGUUUGCAAUAAGACACUAAAGUAAAACUGCAAAAAAUGUGGCAAAUGAAAUUCAUUUUAUGUCCUGAAUACAAAGCGUUAUGUUUGGGGCAAAUCCAACACAUCACUGAGUACCACUCUUCAUAUUUUCAAGCAUGGUGGUGGCUGCAUCAUGUUAUGGGUAUGCUUGUCAUCGGCAAGGACUAGGGGAGUUUUUGGGGGGAUAAAAAUCUACGUAAUAGAGCUAAGCACAGGUAAAGUCCUUGAGGAAAACCUGGUUGUCUGCGUUCCACCAGACACUGGGAGACAUUCACCUUUCAGCAGGACAAUAACUUAAAACACAAGGCCAAAUCCAUACGAGUUGCUUACCAAGACUGCAUUGAAGGUUUCUGAGUGGCCUAGUUACAAUUUUGACUUACAUUUCCUCAAAUCUAUGGCAAGACUUGAAAAUGGCUGUCUAGCAAUGAUCAACAAUCAACUUGACAGAGCUUGAAGAAUUACAAAAAUAAUAAAAAUGAUGGUCUCUGUGGUCCUCGGUAGCUCAAUUGGUAGAGCAUGGCGCUUGUAACGCCAGGGUAGUGGGUUCGAUCCCCGGGACCACCCAUACGUAAAAACGUAUGCACACAUGACUGUACGUCGCUUUGGAUAAAAGCGUCUGCUAAAUGGCAUAUUAAUAAUGUGCCAAUAUUGUACAAUCCAGGUGUGCAAAGCCUUUAGAAACUUACCCGCUACCUAAGAUGAUUCUAACAUGUAUUGACUCGGGGUUGCGAAUAAUUAUGUAAAUGAGAUUUCAGUAUUUCAUUUUCAAUGAAUUUGCAAAAAUGUCUAAACAUUUGUCACUUUGUCAUUAUGGGGUUGUGUGUGUGUGUGUGUGUGUGUAGAUGGGUGAGAUAAAAAAUCAAUUGAAUCAAUUUUGAAUUCAGGCUGUGUAACAACAAUGUGGAAUAAGUCAAAGGGUAUGAAUACUUUCUGAAGGCCCAUAGGGCCAAAUGGCACGCCAUAGGGUAUUAGUCAAAUAUGCUGCAAUAUAUAGGGCCCUCAUACUCAACUCUGGACCUCGAAGCCAGUUCCCCUCUAAUCAGGCACUGAUUUAGACCUGGGACACCAGGUGGGUGUAAUUAACUAUCAGUUAGAACAGAAAACCAUCAGGCUCUGGACCUCGUAGGGUUUAGAGUUGAAUUCCCUUGAUGUAGAGAACAGGUUGCUGUUUGGGAUGCGUGUCUACAGUAUGUAGCGUGACGUUUCAGUAGUUUUGAGGGUGACUAGUCUUUUUUUGCUCAUUCUGUUCUCAGACCCGGAGUAAAUAACAGAACCUGCAGUCUAUUCACAAUAGGAGCUAAUCAGAAAUGUAAGUAUAAUUUUAAAACAACAAAAAACUAUGUUUUUAAGUGAGAGGUAGGCAUUGAUCUGAAGCUGAAAAAAUAAAGGAAAUUCACAUGAGCACCACAAUUCCUAUUCCACCCAUGCUCUACCAAGGUUUUCCAGCACACAGCUUUGUCCUACUACAGUAGUUAUGUUGGUCUAUUCUACUUCAAACUGUGUGUAGGCAGGUUGCUUAGGAUUCACACCUUCUCAAACAGCCUGAUUCAUACUCUUUGAGGAGGUGCUUCCACAGUAAUGUGGUUUGUACCACAUACAAGUUAAAGUUGUGGAUUCUUCACACCACACUAAUCCCAUUCCACUACGUUUUUUUUAUUUUUUUAUUUUUUUUAAUUAUAUGAAAACAAGCUUUGCUAUUAUACUUACAAGACCAUCAUGCUUGCUUGAUUGAGCGAGCUGUUUUGUCUUGUAGUAAUGUGGUGCCUGCAUGUAUUUCCUUAAACCUUUUUAUUUAGCAAUAUAUGUAAUUGAGAAAAUAAAUACAGUAUAUUUUUUGGUUCAGUAGGUGCCCAACAACCUGGUGGUGGUGUAUUGUACAGUUGUGGUCAAAAGUUUUGAGAAUGACAAGUAUUGGUCUUCACAAAGUUCGCUGCUUCAGUGUUUUUAUAUAUUUUUGUCAGAUGUUACAAUGGUAUACUGAAGUAUAAUUACAAGCAUUCCAUAAGUGUCAAAGGCUUUUAUUGACAAUUACAUUAAGUUUAUGCAAAGAGUCAAUAUUUGCAGUGUUGACCCUUCUUUUUCAAGACCUCUGCAAUCCACCCUGGCAUGCUGUCAAUUAACUUCUGGGCCACAUCCUGACUGAUGGCAGCCCAUUCUUGCAUAAUCAAUGCUUGGAAUUUGUGGGGUUUUGUUUGUCCACCCGCCUCUUGAGGAUCGACCACAACUUAUCAAUGGGAUUAAGGUCUGGGGAGUUUCCUGGCCAUGGACCCAAAAUGUUAAUGUUUUGUUCCCCGAGCCACUUAGUUACCUUAUGGCAAGGUGCUCCAUCAUGCUGGAAAAGGCAUUGGUCGUCACCAAACUGUUCUUUGAUGGUUGGGAGAAGUUGCUCUCAGAAGAUGUGUUGGUACCAUUCUUUAUUCAUGGCUGUGUUCUUAGGCAAAAUUGUGAGUGACCCCACUCCCUUGGCAGAGAAGCAACCCCACACAUGAAUGGUCUCAGGAUGCUUUACUGUUGGCAUGACACAGGACUGAUGGUAGCGCUCACCUUGUCUUCUCCGGACAAGGUGUUUUCCAGAUGCCGCAAACAAUCAGAAAGGGGUUUCAUCAGAGAAAAUGACUUCACUCCAGUCCUCAGCAGUCCAAUCCCUGUACCUUUUUGCAGAAUAUCAGUCUGUACCUGAUGUUUUUCUUGGAGAAAAGUGGCUUCCUCGCUGCCCUUCUUGACACCAGGCCAUCCUCCAAAAGUCUUUGCCUCACUGUGCGUGCAGAUGCACUCACACCUGCCUGCUGCCAUUCCUGAGCAAGCUCUGUACUGGUGGUGCCCCGAUCCCGCAGCUGAAUCAACUUUAAGAGACGGUCCUGGCGCUUGCUGGACUUUCUUGGGCGCCCUGAAGCCUUCUUCACAACCGUUGAACCUCUCUCCUUGAAGUUCUUGAUGAUCCGAUAAAUAGUUGAUUUAGGUGCAAUCUUACUAGCAGCAAUAUCCUUGCCUGUGAAGCCCUUUUUGUGCAAAGCAAUGAUGGCGGCACGUGUUUCCUUGCAGGUAACCAUGGUUAACAGAGGAAGAACAAUGAUUUCAAGCACCACCCUCCUUUUAAAGCUUCCAGUCUGUUAUUCUAACUCAAUCAGCAUGACAGAGUGAUCUCCAGCCUUGUCCUCGUCAACACUCUCACCUGUGUUAACGAGAGAAUCACUGACAUGAUGUCAGCUGGUCCUUUUGUGGCAGGGCUGAAAUGCAGUGGAAAUGUUUUUUUUUGGGAUUAAGUUCAUUUUCAUGGCAAAGAGGGACUUUGCAAUUAAUUGCAAUUCAUCUGAUCACUCUUCAUGACAUUCUGGAGUAUAUGCAAAUUGCCAUCAUAACUGAGGCAGCAGGCUUUGUGGAAAUUAAUAUUUGUCAUUCUCAAAACUUUUGACCACGACCUUGACCUUUCCACAUUUUGUUGUUACAGCCUGAAUUCAAAAUGGAUUAAGUAGAUUUUUACUCCAUAAUGACAGUGAAAACAUGUUUUUAGAAAUUUUAGCAAAUGUAUUAAAUACAGAAUUACCUCAUUUACAUAAGUAUUCACACCCCUGAGUCAAUACUUUGUAGAAGCACCUUUGGCGCCAAUUACAGCUGUGAGUCAUCGUCUUAGGUAUGUCUGUAUCAGCUUUGCACGUCUGGAUUUGAGGAUUUUCUCAAGUUAGAUGGGGCGUGGUGGUGAACAGCAAUCUUCAAGUCUUUCCACAGAUUUUCAAUGGGAUACAAGUCUGGGCUUUGGCUGCAGCCAAUCAAGGACUUUCACAUUCUUGUUCUAAAGCCAUUCCAGGGUUGCUUUGGCUGUAUGCUUGGGGUCAUUGUCCUGUUGGAACGUAAAUCUUCGCCCCAGUCUAAGGUCGUUUGCACUGAAGCAGGUUCUCAUCAAGGAUUUGCCUGUAUUUGGCUCCAUUCAUUGUUCUCUCUAUCCUAACCAGUCUCAGAGUCACUGCCUCUGAAAAGCAUCCCCAUAGCAUGAUGCUGCCACCACCAUGCUUCACGGUAGGGAUGGUGUUAGACGGGUGACGAGCUGUGCCUGGUUUUCUCCAGUCAUAGUCACUUUGCAUUCAGGCCAAAGAGUUAAAUUGUUGUCUCAUCAGACCACAGAAUCUUUUGCCUUAUGAUCUCAGUCUUUCACGUGCCUUUUUGCAAACUCCAGGCGUGCUGUCAUGUGCCUUUAUUCUCAGGAGUGGCUUCCAUCUGGCCACUCUCCCAUAAAGCCCAGAUUGGUGAAGCGCUGUAGAGACUGUUGUCCUUCCGGCAGGUUCUCCCAUAUCAGCCAAGGAACUCUGUAGUUCUGUCAGAGUGGUCAUUGGGUUCUUGGUCUCCUCCCUGACCAAGGUCCUUCUUGCCAGGUUGCUCAGUCUGGUCGGACGGCCAGCUCUAGGCAGUCUGGGUAGUUGCAUAUUUUCUUCCAUUUCCCAAUUGUGGCUGUGCUCUUGGAAACAUUCAACACUCUAAAAAUAGUUGUAUACCCUACGCCAGAUAUAUGCCUCAUCACAAUUCUGUCUUGGAGAUCUACGGACAGAUUUGCUCUGUCAACUGUGGGACCUUAUAUAGACUCCCCAUAUACAGGUGUGCCAAGCUUGUAGCGUCAUACCCAAGAAGACUCAAGGCUGUAAACGCUGAUAAAGGUGCUUUAACAAAGUACUGAGGAAAGGGUCUGAAUACUAAUCUACAGUAAAUGUGAAAUUUCAGUUAUUAAUUUGUUAUGAAUUAGCAACAUUUCCUAAAAACCUCUUUUUCGCUUGGUCAUUGUGGGGUAUUGUGUGUAGAUUGAGGGGAAAAAAUAUUUAUUCAAUUUUAGAAUAAGGCUGUAACGUAACAAAAUGUGGAAAAAGUUAAGGUCUGAAUAGUUUCCGAAUGCACUGUAUCUGUAUUCCCUGCCAUGAGAAAUCCAUAGAUUAGGGCUUAAUGAAUUAAUUUAAAUUGACAGAUUAAUUUAUAUGAACUGUUACUCAGUAAAAUCUUUGAAAUUGUUGCACGUUGCGUUUUAUAUUUUUGUUCAGUGUAGAAUACCAGUUGGGCAACUGUAUAUAACACGUGGUCAACCCUCAGGCUGGAGAACUACCGGGUAUUACAGGCUUUUGAUCAAGCCCUGCUUAAACACAUCAGACAGUUUAUCAACGGCCAGUUGAGCAGAUCAUUUCUAAAAUGUGGUUUGUUAGAUGGGGGCUGGAAUAAAAGCCUGCACACCCAUUAGCUCUCCUGGAGGAUGGUUGACCACCCAUUAGCUCUCCUGGAGGAUGGCUGACCACCCAUUAGCUCUCCUGGAGGAUGGUUGACCACCCAUUAGCUCUCCUGGAGGAUGGUUGACCACCCAUUAGCUCUCCUGGAGGAUGGUUGACCACCCAUUAGCUCCACCCAUUAGCUCUCCUGGAGGAUGGUUGACCACCCAUUAGCUCUCCUGGAGGAUGGGUUGACCACCCAUUAGCUCUCCUGGAGGAUGGUUGACCCACCAUUAGCUCUCCUGGAGGAUGGUUGACCACCCAUUAGCUCUCCUGGAGGAUGGUUGAACCACCCAUUAGUUCUCUCUGGAGGAUGGUUGACCACCCAUUAGCUCUCCUGGAGGAUGGUUGACCACCCAUUAGCUCUCCUGGAGGAUGGUUGACCACCCAUUAGCUCUCCUGGAGGAUGGUUGACCACCCAUUAGCUCUCCUGGAGGAUGGCUGACCACCCAUUAGCUCUCCUGGAGGAUGGUUGACCACCCAUUAGCUCUCCUGGAGGAUGGUUGACCACCCAUUAGCUCUCCUGGAGGAUGGUUGACCACCCAUUAGCUCUCCUGGAGGAUGGUUGACCACCCAUUAGCUCUCCUGGAGGAUGGCUGACCACCCAUUAGCUCUCCCGGAGGAUGGUUGACCACCCAUUAGCUCUCCUGGAGGAUGGUUGACCACCCUUGAUGUAAAACAUUACAACCAAAUAAGUUUUAUGCCUUUUGAAAUAAUUAGCUUAUUCAAUAUAUCAAAGAUCAAAUGGCUAUGGUAGCCCACAAAUGUUCUUCAGGAAAUGUACCUUUUUGAGUUUAGUCAUAUUUAUCUAAGCUACCUUAGACAAGUUUACUUUUCAGGCUGACUAGCAUCUAUUGAGUUGCAAUGUCCCAUACAUUGGAUGGCCAAAUCAACUGGAAGUAUCUACAAAACAAGUUUUAAAGGCAUAAAAUCCAAAAGAAAAGAUACAUUUUAAAAUAUUUUCUAAAAUUGCUGUUCAGGAUUCACAAAGUAUUAUUUUGAUUCACCUGAUUUGAUUCACCGCAAUUGAACUGAAUCCCAACUAAUACAAUGAUGAUCUUAUAAAUGAACCAUAUGAAUUGUUCAAUAAAGUAAAUCAACUUCAAAUCCAAUUUUAUUUGUCGCAUGCGCCGAAUACAACAGGUGUAGACCUUACCGUGAAAUGCUUACUCACAAGCCCUUAACCAACAAUGCAGUUCAAGAAAUAGAGUUAAGAAAAUAUAGCAACACAAUAAGGAGGCUAUAUACAGGGGGUACCGGUGCCGAGUCAAUGUGCGGGUAUACAGGUUAGUCGAGGUAAUUUGUACAUGUAGGUAGGGGUAAAGUGACUAUACAUAGAUAAUAAACAGAGAGUAGCAGCAGUGUAAAAACAAGGGGGUUGGGGGUCAAUGUAAAUAGUCCGGGUGGCCAUUUGAUUAAUUGUUCAGCAGUCUUAUGGCUUGGGGGUAGAAGCUGUUAAGCAGUCUUUUGGACCUAGACUUGCCGUGCGGUAGCAGAGAGAACAAUCUAUGACAUGGGUGACUGGAGUAUUUGACAAUUUUUUUGGCCUUCCUCUGACACCGCCUACUAUAUAGGUCCUUGAUGGCAGGAAGCUUGUCCUCAGUGAUGUACUUGGCCGUACGCACUACCCUCUGUAGCGCCUUACGGUCGGAGGCCUAGCAGUUGCCAUACCAGGCGGUGAUGCUCUCGAUGGUGCAGCUGUAUAAAGUUUUGAGGAUGUGGCGACCCAUGGCAAAUCUUUUCAGUCUCCUGAGGGGGAAAGGCGUUGUCGUGCCCUCUUCACAAUUUUCUUGGUGUGUUUGGACCAUGACAGUUUGUUGGUUCCACUUCAAUGUGAAUGGGUGCGUGUUUGGCCCGCCUUUUCCUGUAGUCCAUGAUCAUCUCCUUUGUCUUGAUCACGUUGAGGGAGAGGUUGUUAUCCUGGCACCACACGGCCAGGUCUCUGACCUCCUCCCUAUAGGCUGUCUUAUCGUUGUCGGUGAUCAGGCCUACCACUGUUGUGUCAUCAGAAAACGGAAUGAUGGUGUUGGAGUCGCGCCUGGCCACACAGUCGUGGGUGAACAGGGAGUACAGGAGGGGACUAAGCACGCACCCCUGAGGGGCCCCAGUGUUGAUGGUCAGCGUGACAGAUGUGUUGUUGCCUACCUUUAUCACCUGGGGGUGGCCCGUCAGGAAGUCCAGGAUCCAGUUGCAGAGGGAGGUGUUUAGUCCCAUGGUCCUUAGCUUAGUGAAGAGCUUUGUGGGCACUAUGGUGUUGAACGCUGAGCUGUAGUCAAUGAACAGCAUUCUCACAUAGGUGUUCCUUUUGCCCAGGUGGGAAAGGGCAGUGUGGAGUGCAAUAGAGAUCAUCUGUGGAUCUGUUGGGGCGGUAUGCGAAUAUGGAGUGGGUCUAGAGUUUCUGGGAUGAUGGUGUUGAUGUGAGCCAUGACCAUGUUGGCGUGAGCCAUGACCAGCCUUUCAAAGCAUUUCAUGGCUACCGACGUGAGUGCUACGGGGCGGUAGUCAUUUAGGCAGGUUACCUUCGCUUUCUUGGGCACAGGGACUAUGGUGGUCUGCUUGAAACGUACACUACCGGUCAAAAGUUUUAGAACACCUACUCAUUCAAGGGUUUUUCUUUAUUUGUACUAUUUUCUACAUUGUAGAAUAAUAGUGAAGACAUCGAAACUAUGAAAUAACACAUAUGGAAUCAUGUAGUAACCAAAAAAGUGUUAAACAAGCCAAUAUAUGUUUGAUAUUCUUCAAUUAGCCACCCUUUGCCUUGAUGACAGCUUUGCACACUCUUGGCAUUCUCUCAACCAGCUUCACCUGGAAUGCUUUUCCAACAGUGUUGAAGGAGUUCCCACAUAUGCUGAGCACUUGUUGGCUGCUUUUCCUUCACUCUCCAGUCUGACAUCCCAAACCAUCUCAAUUGGAUUGAGGUCGGGGGAUUGUGGAGGCCAGGUCAUCUGAUGCAGCACUCCAUUACUCUCCUUCUUGGUAAAAUAGUCCUUACACAUCCUGGAGGUCUGUUGGGUCAUUGUCCUGUUGAAAAACAAAUGAUAGUCCCACUAAGCCCAAACCAGAUGGGAUGGCGUAUCACUGCAGAAUGCUGUUGUUAGCCAUGCUGGUUAAGUGUGCCUUGAAUUCUAAAGAAAUCAGACCGUGUCACCAACUAAGCACCUCCACACAUAACACCACCUCCUCCAUGCUUUACGGUGGGAAAUACACUUGCGGAGAUCAUCCGCUCAGCCAUACCGCUUCUCACAAAUACACGGCAGUUGGAACCAAAAACCUCAAAUUUGGACUCCAGUACAAAUUUCCACCGGUCUAAUGUCCAUUGCUCGUGUUUCUUUGCCCAAGCAUGUCUCAUCUUCUUAUUGGGGUCCUUUAGUAGUGGUUUCUUUGCAGCAAUUUGACCAUGAAGGCCUGAUUCACACUGUCUUCAAUGAACAGUGCUUGAUGGUUUUUGCGACUGCACUUGAAGAAACAUUCAAAGUUCUUGAAAUGUUCCGUAUUAACUGACCUUCAUGUCUUAAAGUAAUGAUGAACUGUCAUUUCUCUUUGCUUAUUUGAGCUGUUCUUGCCAUAAUAUGGACUUGGUCUUUUACCAAAUAGGGCUAUCUUCUGUAUACCCCCACCCCUACCUUGUCAUAACACAACUGAUUGGCUUAAAUGCAUUAAGAAGGAAAGAAAUUCCACAAAUUUACCUUAAGGCACACCUGUUAAUUGAAAUGCAUUCCAGUGACUACCUCAUGAAGCUGGUUGAGAGAAUGCCAAGAGUGUGUAAAGCUGGCAUCGAGGCAAAGGGUGGCUCUUUUGAAGAAUCUCAAAUAUUAAAUAUUUUGAUUUGUUUUACACUUCUUUUGGUUACUACAUGAUUCCAUAUGUGUUAUUUCAUAGUUUUGAUGUCUUCACUAUUAUUCUAAAAUGUAGAAAACAGUAAAAAUAAAGAAAAACCCUUGAAUGAGUAGGUGUGUUGACCGGUAUUGUAGUUAUUACAGACUCAGUCAGGGAGAGGUGGAAAAUGUCAGUGAAGACACUUGCCAGUUGGUCCGCGCAUGCUCUGAGUACACGUCCUGGUAAUCCAUCUGGCCCCGCUGCCUUGUGAAUGUUGACCUGUUUAAAGGUCUUGCUCACAUCAGCUAUGGAGAGCGUGAUCACACUGUCGUCCGGAACAGCUGGUGCUCUCAUGCAUGCUUCAGUGUUUCUUGCCUCGACGCGAGCAUAAAAGGCAUUUAGCUCAUCUGGUAGGCUCGCGUCACUGGGCAGCUCGCAGCUGGGUUUCCCUUUGUAGUCCGUAAUAGUUUUGCAAGCACUGCCACAUCCGACGAGCGUCAGAGCCGGUGUAGUACGAUUCAAUCUUAGUCCUGUAUUGACGCUUUGCCUGUUUUGAUGGUUCGUCGGAGGGCAUAAGCGUCCGGAUUAGUGUCCUGCUCCUUGAAAACGGCAGCUCUAGCCUUUAGCUCGUGUGGAUGUUGCCUGUAAUCCAUGGCUUCUGGUUGGGAUAUGUACGUACGGUCACUGUGGGGACGACGUCGUUUGAUGCACUUAUUGAUGAAGCCGGUGACUGAGGUGGUAUACUCCUCAAUGCCAUUGGAUGAAUCCCGGAACAUAUUCCAGUAUGUGGUAGCAAAACAGUCCUGUAGCGUAGCAUCCGCGUCAUCUGACCACUUCCUUAUUGAGCGAGUCACUGGUACUUCCUGCUUUAGUUUUUGCUUGUAAGCAGGAAUCGGGAGGAUAGAAUUAUGGUCAGAUUUGCCAAAUGGAGGGUGAGGGAGAGCUUUGUAUGUGCGUGUGUGUGGCGUAAAGGUGGUCUGGAGUUUUUUUCCCUCUGGUUGCACAUGUGACAGGCUGGUAGAAAUGAGGUGAAACUGGUUUUCCUGCAUUAACGUCCCCGGCCACUAGGAGCGCCGCUUCUGGUUGAGCAUUUUCUUGUUUGCUUAUGGCCUUAUUCAGCUCGUUGUGUGCGGUCUUAGUGCCAGCAUCGGUUUGUGGUGUUAAAUAGACGGCUACGAAUAAUAUAGAUGAGAACUCUCUUGGUAGAUAGUGUGGUCUACAGCUUAUCAUGAGGUACUCUACCUCAGGCCACCAUCAUCUUACCAGACGUAGCUGCUCUGUCCUGCCGAUGCACGGAAAACCCAGCCAGCUCUAUAUUAUCCUUGUCGUUCAGCCACGACUCGGUGAAACAUUUUAUUUUAUUUCACCUUUAUUUAACCAGGUAAGAAGCCAGUUGAGAACAAGUUCUCAUUUACAACUGCGACCUGGCCAAGAUAAAGCAAGUAUUAACACUGGAAUGAUAGAUGUGCAGAAGAUGAUGUGCAAAUGAGCAAAAUAAAAAACAAUAUGGGGAUGAGGUAGUUGGGUGGGCUAAUUUCAGAUGGGCUGUGUACAGGUGCAGUGAUCGGUAAGGUGCUCUGACAACUGAUGCUUAAAGUUAGUGAGGGAGGUAAGAGUCUCCAGCUUCAGAGAUUUUUGCAAUUCGUUCCAGUCAUUGGCAGCAGAGAACUGGAAGGAAUGGCGGCCAAAGGAGGUGUUGGCUUUGGGGAUGACCAGUGAGAUAUACCUGCUGGAGCGCAUACUACGGGUGGGUGUUGCUAUGGUGACCAAUGAACUAAGAUAAGGCGGGGAUUUGCCUAGCAGUGAUUUAUCGAUGGCCUGGAGCCAGUGGGUUUGGCGACGAAUAUGUAGUGAGGGUCAGCCAACGAGAGCGUACAGGUCACAAUGGUGGGUAGUAUAUGGGGCUUUGGUGACAAAACGGAUGGCACUGUGAUAGACUACAUCCAAUUUGCUGAGUAGAGUGUUGGAGGCUAUUUUGUAAAUGACAUCGCCGAAGUCAAGGAUCGGUAGGAUAGUCAGUUUUACGAGGGCAUGUUUGGCAGCAUGAGUGAAGGAGGCUUUGUUGCGAAAUAGGAAGCCGAUUCUAGAUUUAACUUUGGAUUGGAGAUGCUUAAUGUGAGUCUGGAAGGAGAGUUUACAGUCUAACCAGACACCUAGGUAUUUGUAGUUGUCCACAUACUCUAGGUCAGACCCGUCGAGAGUAGUGAUUCUAGUCGGGUGGCCGGGUGCCAGCAGCGUUUGGUUGAAGAGCAUGCAUUUAGUUUUACUAGUGUUUAAGAGCAGUUGGAGGCUACUGAAGGAGUGUUGUAUGGCAUUGAAGCUUGUUUGGAGGUUUGUUAACACGGUGUCCAAUGAAGGGCCAUGGUGUCGUCUGCGUAGAGGUGGAUCUGAGAGUCACCAGCAGCAAGAGCGACAUCAUUGAUAUACACAGAGAAGAGAGUCGGCCCGAGAAUUGAACCCUGUGGCACCCCCAUAGAGACAGCCAGAGGUCCAGACAACAGGCCCUCCGAUUUGACACAUUGAACUGUACAUAACAUAUUACAGUUUUUAAUGUCAUGUUGGUAGGAUCGUAGAUCAUCCAGUUCAUUCUCCAGUGAUUGCACGUUGGCCAAUAGAAUGGAUGGUAGAGGCGGUUUACCCACUCACCGACAAAUUCUCACAAGGCACCCCGAUCUCCGCCCCCUGUAUUUCCGUCUUUUCUUCACGUGAAUGACGGGGAUCUGGGUCUCAGGGAAGCAGUAUGUCCUUCGUCGGACUCAUUAAAGAAAAAAUCUUAGUCUAGUUUGAGGUGAGUAAUCGCUGUUCUGAUGUCCAGAAGCUCUUUUACUUAUAAAAUAAGUUACAAAACAAUGUGAAAAAACUAACAAAAUAGUACAGUUGGCUAGGAGCUCGUACAACGGCAGCCAUCCCCUCCGGCGCCAUUAUCCAAUCUUUUUAUAUGACCUUAUUUUCGAGUGUCAGUGGAAUUUUUUGGGGGACAUGAAGAAAACAUCAAUACAUACUAGUAAAAGCUAAACAGUUAACCAAAGGGUACAAUAUUUGUUUUGAAUUGGCUGCCUAGUUAUUAGUCUGUUCUCUGUCAUGUUUUAUAGGCCUACCUGCUACUGCAAUGUCCGAAAGUCAAAGGCCACUGGCCUCGCACCAUGCAGGUGACGCUCCCAAACACAGACGCGCCAAAGUGUCAUUCCCAUCCUGAUAUGUUGAUUUUUUUUAUUUGAUUUAAUAAAAUAUUUUAAAAAAUAAAUGACUAACAGAAAUUAUGAAAUGUUUUUCCAUUACUUUUCGAAAAGAUUUUCAGAAAUGCUACAAAAAGGUAGCACAUCGUUUGUUCUUAAUGGACGGAAAGGUACGAGAGCGAUUUUUAAAUUAUAAACGCAAUGGAAACUGUUGCACCUGCAAACAUUAUUGAGUCCAAAUGGAUCCAGGUAGAACUGUCACCUUCAUCUUACGGACGCCGUAGCCUUGCUUUCAUCCGACGUCUAGAAUCUGAGCUAUGCCCUGUCAGGAAAAUCCAGAAUAGCGGUUCUUGGUAACGGAAGGACGGAUAAUGACUGGAGGCGGGGAGUCUGUUCCUUCCUCCCAAGUUGAUUUUGAGAAUUUUCCUCGACGUUGGUGUCCUAUUGGCUUAGAUAUGAUGGUAGGGUGAUUUUGAAUUUUAACAUCGAGCUUCAACCCAAUGCAUAUACUAUUGUGAGGGCUAUCGUCCCCACAAUGAUGAUUACGUCAGGGUGUGGUUCAUUUAUGAUAUCUUUCAUCAACUGUAUUAGACCAUUUUUUCAAUUCCUGUAUGGAAAACAAUACAGUCUAGUCUACCAUUUUAAACUAUUAAAUCAAGUGAAGAUCUAACCUUGUCUAACCAGUAGCUUUUGUUUCCAUACUGCUCUCUUUUAAAAUACUGAAACUUUAUUUAAUAUGGCCUCUUUGAACGGACUGUCUCUAAAGGAACACCCAUAGAUUACCUGUAUCCUUCCAUGAACCCAGUGCCCUCAUAAUCUGUCCCAAAUGGCACCCUAUUUCCUAUAGAAGGCAUUACUUUUGACCGGAGCUCUACUGGCCCUGGUCAAAAGUAGUGCACUAAAUGGGUAACAGGGUGCCAUUUGGGACUCUAAGUGUAUGGCACAUUCUCCUUUUUGUGUAUUUUCUGAGAGCUCAGCCUGUCAGUCCAGACAUGGCUGCUGCACAGGAGACAGCUGUUUGGUCCGUCACAGUUCAACCUGGCCUCAGGUGCUUAUGAUGACGGUGACGUGGAGCUACCUAACAAACAGGGCUUUAUUCUCAGACGGAACCCCUCUUCAAACACAACGCACCAGAGGUCUCGCUCCUUCUCCUUGUUGUCAGGGCUCAGCUCAGUCCAUCACCCCUCUGAAUGAACUCUCCCACUGAGAAAAACGGGGUCUGUGUGGGGGGGGGGGGGGGGGGGUCAAGUGCCCUUCCUCCUGUCAAUCGGUCAUGUCUGUCUGUCUGUCUGUCUGUCUGUAGCAGACCAUUUCCCCCCCCAUCUUUCUUACUGUGUGUGUGUGAAUGGUUUUGGAGUUUUGCGCUCUUACUUGUGAUUUGUUUUCUAGCUUCCUUGAAGCUGUCAGUUGGCUUCCUAACACUUUCUUACUCCCUAUUUGUUUUCUAGCUCAGUGCUCCUACCAUCUAGUUAUAUUUUAUUUGGUAUCCGUACUGUUCUCUCUGUCCCCCCUCCAGCCAUUAGACUGUUCUCUCUGUCCCCCCUCCAGUCAUUAGACUGUUCUCUCUGUCCCUCCUCCAGCCAUUAGACUGUUCUCUCUGUCCCUCCUCCAGCCAUUAGACUGUUCUCUCGGUCCCCCCUCCAGUCAUUAGACUGUUCUCUCUGUCCCUCCUCCAGUCAUUAGACUGUUCUCUCGGUCCCCCCUCCAGCCAUUAGACUGUUCUCUCUGUCCCCCCUCCAGUCAUUAGACUGUUCUCUCUGUCCCUCCUCCAGCCAUUAGACUGUUCUCUCGGCCCCCCCUCCAGUCAUUAGACUGUUCUCUCUGUCCCUCCUCCAGCCAUUAGACUGUUCUCUCUGUCCCUCCUCCAGUCAUUAGACUGUUCUCUCUGUCCCUCCUCCAGCCAUUAGACUGUUCUCUCUGUCCCUCCUCCAGUCAUUAGACUGUUCUCUCUGUCCCUCCUCCAGUCAUUAGACUGUUCUCUCUGUCCCUCCUCCAGCCAUUAGACUGUUCUCUCGGUCCCCCCUCCAGCCAUUAGACUGUUCUCUCUGUCCCUCCUCCAGCCAUUAGACUGUUCUCUCGGUCCCUCCUCCAGUCAUUAGACUGUUCUCUCGGUCCUCUCCUCCAGUCAUUAGACUGUUCUCUCUGUCCCCCCUCCAGCCAUUAGACUGUUCUCUCUGUCCUCUCCUCCAGUCAUUAGACUGUUCUCUCUGUCCCUCCUCCAGUCAUUAGACUGUUCUCUCGGUCCCUCCUCCAGUCAUUAGACUGUUCUCUCUGUCCCCCCUCCAGCCAUUAGACUGUUCUCUCUGUCCUCUCCUCCAGUCAUUAGACUGUUCUCUCUGUCCUCUCCUCCAGCCAUUAGACUGUUCUCUCUGUCCCUCCUCCAGUCAUUAGACUGUUCUCUCGGUCCCUCCUCCAGCCAUUAGACUGUUCUCUCUGUCCCUCCUCCAGUCAUUAGACUGUUCUCUCGGUCCCUCCUCCAGUCAUUAGACUGUUCUCUCUGUCCCUCCUCCAGUCAUUACUGUUCUCUCUGUCCCCCCUCCAGCCAUUAGACUGUUCUCUCGGUCCCUCCUCCAGUCAUUAGACUGUUCUCUCUGUCCUCUCCUCCAGUCAUUAGACUGUUCUCUCUGUCCCCCCUCCAGUCAUUAGACUGUUCUCUCUGUCCUCUCCUCCAGCCAUUAGACUGUUCUCUCUGUCCCUCCUCCAGUCAUUAGACUGUUCUCUCGGUCCCUCCUCCAGCCAUUAGACUGUUCUCUCUGUCCCUCCUCCAGUCAUUAGACUGUUCUCUCGGUCCCUCCUCCAGUCAUUAGACUGUUCUCUCUGUCCCUCCUCCAGUCAUUACUGUUCUCUCUGUCCCCCCUCCAGCCAUUAGACUGUUCUCUCGGUCCCUCCUCCAGUCAUUAGACUGUUCUCUCUGUCCUCUCCUCCAGUCAUUAGACUCUCUCUGUCCCUCCUCCAGGACCGUCGGAUCCUGAUGCUUGCUUAGACACUGUUUUGGUUCUAGUCCAGUUCUCCCCAUAUCACAAAAUGACUUGCAGUUGUUUGUGCAGCUCACCUGCUCAAGAUGUUAGCUCUCUCCAAUCCAUGAAGGAGUCUAUGGAGUUACUACUCUCCCCUGUGUUUCUCCUCCAGCCCAGUUAUACCCAGACCCAGUCAGUGGAGCCCCGUCAGCCUCAAUCAUCCAGAGACUGUCUGAGAUCGCUUCCCUGGAGGUAGAAACCGUCAGGCAGGAGAAGAUCAAGAAGAUUAAGAAGAGCAGGAGACAGGACUCCUGA